GUCUGUAGUGAGCAAGUGGAGUGAGCAGGUAAGCUUCGCGGCUGGUGCUCGGAGCUGGCUAUAAAACUGGCUUCUCGACCAUCAGAGGCUUCUGAGCACGAUAUAAAGAAAGGUCUCCAUCCCGCCAACGACCACAUCAAACACUAAAGCAGCAACAAGGAAGACAUCCUAAAAGAUGACGGCAGCGACAGACUUUCCAGCUUCCAAGACGGCCAUUCCGCUCUCCUUCGGAGCCAUGACGGUCGGCGGAGAAGGCACGAUGCAGGCCCGAAUCCAUGAUCUUCCCACCUUUCAAUCUAUCCUGGACCUUCUCAAAGAGCAUGGACAAGAGGAGAUCGACACUGCUCGGGUCUACGGCAGCAUGACGAGCGAAGAGUACGUGCGCGACGUCGGCGCCGAACGGCAGGGCUUCAAGAUUGCCACAAAGUGCUUUCCCAACAGCUCCUUUGGCGCCAUGCCCGACAUCACGCAGUACGACCACACGCCCAAGAUGCUCCGCCAGUCCGUCGACGACUCGAUGAAGGCGCUCAGCACGGACAAGGUCGACCUCUUCUACCUGCAUGCGCCUGACCGCAAGAACCCGAUCGGCGAUGCGCUCCGAGUUGUCGACGAAGAGUACAAAAAGGGCCGCUUCGACCGGUUCGGCAUCUCCAACUACACCGUGGCGGAAAUCGAAGAGAUUAUGCGCAUCUGCGAGGCCAACGGCUACGUCAAGCCGACGGUGUACCAGGGCCUGUACAACUGCCUAGUCCGUAGCGCAGAGCCCGAGUUGGUGCCGUGCCUGCGCAAGUACGGCAUCAGCUACUACAUCUACAACCCGCUCGGCGGCGGCUUCCUGACGGGCACCUACAAGCCCGACAAGACGGACGAGGAGGACAACAAUGCCGAAAAGGGCAAAGGGUCCCGCUUUGACAAGUCGUCGUGGCAGGGCCAGGGGUACUGGAAGCGAUACUUCCAUGACGCCAUCUUUGAGGCAAUCGAGGUCAUCAGGCCAAAGGCCGAGGCGCACCAGAUCCCCCUGGCAGAGGUAGCGCUGCGAUGGUGCAUGCAUCACUCGGUGCUGAAAAGGAAGUACAACGACCACGUCAUCUUUUCGGCCUCGUCGAUCAAGCACGUCCAAGAGAAUCUCGCCGCCUUCGAAAAAGGCCCCUUGCCUGACGCCCUGGUAAAGGCAAUCGACGAAGCGUGGACCGUGGUCGACAAGAGCGGCCAGGCUCCCAAGUACCACUUCUAAAUCUUUCAAAGUAGCAUUUCAAGAGCACAUCGGUAAUUCAUCAUCAAUCC
Molecule: messenger RNA, 1284 nt
Organism: Acaromyces ingoldii
Lineage: Eukaryota; Fungi; Basidiomycota; Exobasidiomycetes; Exobasidiales; Cryptobasidiaceae
Product: Aldo/keto reductase
Exons: 1
Coding region: 176-1234 (352 amino acids)
Source: RefSeq, a predicted model, not a curated record